Staurois parvus is the source of this 339-nucleotide messenger RNA. NCBI's taxonomy places the organism in Eukaryota, Metazoa, Chordata, Amphibia, Anura, Ranidae. The record is from the annotation of a GenBank genome assembly.
GGGCACUGGUGGGUGGCACUGGUGGGCACAGGUGGGUGGCACUGGUCGGCACAGGUGUGUGGCACUGCUGGGUGGCACAGGAGGGUGCACUGCUGGGCAAACAUAGGUGCACUGCUGGGCACAGGUGGGUGGCACUGGUCGGCACAGGUGGGUGCACUGCUGGGCACAGGUAAGCAGAACUGGUGGGUGGCACUGCUGGGCACCGAUCAUCAGGGCACUGAUCAUCAGUGCCCUGAUGAUCGGUGCCUAUCCCCGCUCUGACAACUGCCAGUUCUCGGCAGUACUUUCCUCAUGAUCUGACAGCGUGAGGAAAGUGCAGCCGAAAACCGGCAAUUGCAU